AUGAGGCAGCAUGGCAGCUCGGCCUUCCUCCCCGCUCUCCUGUUUGUUCUAGCACUGACGUGCCGGAGGUCUCUGCACACGUCAGCAGCGCGCAUCAUCAAGCCUGGAAGCAGCUACCUUCCCAGCCUCGACGACCAGCUGCCGGUGGAGAAGGCACCAGCUGACGCCACCCCGCCGAACCCGUGCGGCCAUUUUGACUCCGAUGACCCCCUUGACGCCGGCAACGCGCAUCAGCCGUGCUAUGGACCGGAUGGGGAGGUUGCAGACAACUCUCUGAAUGCAAACACGGGCGCAGAGUGCGGCUACUUCUUCCCAGAGAUCACAGGGUACGCUGGCAGGAUGCUCGCCGCAAACGCUACGGGCCACGCUUGCCCGCCUCGAGACAGACUCUCGUAUCCUCUGGGUCCUGGUUCCACGAGUGGUUGUCCGACAAGCGGCACCCUCUUCUGCUCCUAUCCAGCUUUGCCGAACGAGAACCCCAACGACUUCUUUUGCAACUAUGAUGCGAGCACUGGACAGCUGACGCAGGAUAACGAUGCGGGUUACUGCCUCUCCUCGGCUCCUGCGUGCAGCUAA
This is a messenger RNA of Klebsormidium nitens, 576 nucleotides long. The record is from the annotation of a GenBank genome assembly. Lineage: Eukaryota; Viridiplantae; Streptophyta; Klebsormidiophyceae; Klebsormidiales; Klebsormidiaceae.